AUGUUAUUAUUUUUGCUUUUUAUAUAUGUAAAUUCAUAUUUAGAUGCUAAUAAAAUUAAAUACGCUGUUGAUGCAGGCAAUCAAUAUUAUUAUAAGGACAGAUAAAAAAUAUUAUAUCGCUAUGAUCAAAAUUAUAAGGGUGGCUAACAAAUAAUGUUCUAUUAAAAGGCAACCUCAGAUUAAAGUCAUCAUUUGAUACCUCUUUAAUAUUUAGAUUAUUAUGUAUUCUAAACAUCUAGAACUGUAUCUAGUGAUCAAGAUUUUUUCAAAUAUUCAAUUACUAUGAGAUUGAAUGGGAAUUAUACUUUAAUUUUAUGUUUCAUUGAAGUAUAAACUAAUUUUAUAAUAAUAAUAUAUAGUCUGAAUAACGAUCAGCACGCUUUUUCGAUAUUUAUUUAGAGGAUGAAUUAAUAAAAGAGUAAUUUGAUAUUUACAAGGAAGCAGGAGGAAUAAAUAUUCCACUUUAUUUUGCCUUUGAAUUUGAAUUUGAUGGAAAAAACAUUAUAACUAAUCGUAAGACUAUAUAUCAAAUGAAUGAUAAUAAAUUACACUUUGAUGUUACAUUUAAAGGUAAAGGAGCUUCUGUUAGUGCAAUAAUUUUGUAUUAAGGUAAGAUAGAAGAUAUCUUAAUUGAUCUAGAAAGUGCUUUACUUUCAAAAGAUUAAAUUGAAGCUACCUUUAUUAAUUAAAUAGAAUUCGUUAAAGCAUUAAAACAAAAAGCAGCUCGUUAUGCUCAUAAAUAAAAAGGGAAGGGAAAUGAGAAUAUAAACACUUUAAUGAAUUAAUAUUUGAGUCCAUUUUAAAAAUUAAUCAAUAAUUUUGAUAUUGGUAAUAAUGUGUAUAAUGAAAUUUCUAAUGGUUUAGAUCCAUCUCCAUUAGAAUUAUUCUUAGAUACUUUAUUAAAUGUAUUAUUCUUCUUAUUAAAUAUUUAGAAUAUCUUGAUGCCAUUAGGAAAUGUGUUAGUUCAAAUUAUUGAUUUUAUUUUGGAUAAUAAAAUUCUCUCUACAAUUUUAAUGAUUAAUUUAAUAUUGUAUUAUUAUUGUUUUGACAACAAUAAAAUUAUGUUUGCUAAUGUUCCUGUUGGUUUAGUAAGAAAUUAAUUUAAAUUACCUAGGUUUUAGAUCCAGAGAUUGAAAGUGAAAUGGAAAUCAAUUAUAAUACAUAAUCACCAAAAUCACGACAUGUAAAUGUAUUGAAAUCAAAAAAAAAGAAGAAAUGA
Messenger RNA from Paramecium primaurelia, 1219 nucleotides. The record is from the annotation of a GenBank genome assembly. NCBI's taxonomy places the organism in Eukaryota, Ciliophora, Oligohymenophorea, Peniculida, Parameciidae.